UCGAUUUCGGGAUGGCAGUCCAGAGUCUAUGUGAUCACUUGGAAGCAGCGGGUCAACGGGAUCACCUUUCCAAUCCAUCGUUGCUUAUGGAGUUGGUGACCAAAUUGCCAGCACACAUCAAAAUGGAGUGGGCGAGUUUCUCAUUGCGAUAUCAAGUUGUAAACCUGAAGACCUUUGGAGAAUUCAUGACAGGUAUAGUGUCAUCCGUUAGUAGAGUCACCUUGUACUCCGGGAGCUACGGCGCAAAUUCUAUGGUGGAGAAACCCAGAUCGAGUCAGAGAGGAACAAUCAAUGCACACGUCGAUGAAAAGGAAAUAAAUCGAGAACCAAUAAAGCUGUGCUGCAUCUGCAAGAGGGGUGAUCAUCGUGUAUAUGAUUGCGGACUAUUCAAGUCAUUUUCAGUGGAUGGACGUUGGAAGAGUGUACAGCGUAAUGCUCUGUGUCGAAGCUGCCUGAAUGCACAUGGGAGAAGAAGCUGCCGCACGGCGAGUCGUUGUGGAAUUGGUGGCUGCGAGUUUCGCCAUCAUAAACUUCUACAUUCGGAUCGAUCGAGUCAUCCCGAGAAUGAGCCAUCGCUCAGAGCUACUGUGUCCGGAAAUUACUCCCACGGUUCCUUCGAACAAUCCUUGUUGUUUCGCAUAGUUCCGGUCAAACUGUACGGUUCUCGUUCCAGUAUCACUACCUUCGCAUUCCUCGAUGAAGGAUCGUCGAUCACUCUAAUUGAAGAGAAAUUAGUGAAUGAACUCGGCGUUAAAGGCAGGAGAGCACCGCUCUGUCUCUCAUGGACAGGAGACGUGACACGAAUGGAAUCGGAAUCAAAGAAAGUGGAGUUGAAGAUAUCCGGUUUGAACAAUGAGAGGAAGUUGCAGUUGGAAGAUGCACGUACAGUAAAGAAGUUGGCCUUACAUGGUCAGAGUCUAUGUUUUGAUGAUCUCGCGGCUAGGUAUGGUUACCUUCGCGGAUUACCAGUGGCCAGCUAUGAGAACGCAAGUCCACGACUGCUGAUCGGCAUCGACAACUUGAGUCUGACCGUUCCGUUAAAAAUGAGAGAAGGAAAAAUACAUGAACCUGUUGCAGUAAAAACCAGGCUAGGAUGGUGUGUCUACGGUGGCAAAGGUUCUAAGCAUACCCGUUGUUCAUUGAACUACCAUGCCUGUGAUUGUGCCUGUGAUCGGCAACUACACGAUGAAGUGAAGGAAUACUUCGCACUGGAAGAUGUCGGUACGAAGGUAAUCGGAGACUUGGAGUCUGCUGAAGACAGACGAGCUCGGAACUUAAUGGAACAAACCACCCGGCGAGUCAAUGGGAGGUUCCAGACGGGCCUGCUAUGGAGAUACGAUGUAAUUGAGUUUCCGGACAGUUUUAAUAUGGCGUUACGUCGGCUUGAAUGUCUUGAACGAAGAAUGGCACGGGAUCCGCUGCUGAAAGAAAAUCUUCAGAAGCAGCUGGUGGAGUACCAAGAGAAAGGCUAUGCGCAUCGGGCUUGUCGAGCCGAUUUAGCACGAUCAGACACGAAACGAGUAUGGUACCUGCCGCUUGGAGCGGUGAGAAAUCCCAAGAAACCUGAGAAAAUACGACUUAUAUGGGAUGCUGCAGCAACUGUGAACGGAGUGUCACUCAACUCAAUGCUUCUCAAAGGGCCUGAUCAGCUAACGUCUUUGCCCGCCGUUCUAUCGCGAUUCCGACAAUUUUCAGUUGGAGUUUCAGCAGAUAUAAAAGAGAUGUUCCAUCAGAUAAUCAUAUGUGAAGCCGAUAGACAUUCUCAACGAUUCCUAUGGCGUACGGAUCCCACGUGUGCGCCAGAGAUAUAUUUAAUGAAUGUAGCUACGUUUGGAGCAACUUGUUCCCCAGCAUCCGCUCAGUAUAUUAAAAAUACAAAUGCGAAGGAGUUCGUCGAUCGCUUUCCACGGGCAGUACAAGGUAUCCUCCAUAAUCAUUACGUCGACGACUUCCUGGACAGUUUCGAGAAUGAAGAAACCGCGGCGCAAGUAUCGGCGGAAGUUAGAAUGAUUCAUAGUCAAGCUGGAUUUCAAUUACGGAACUGGCAGUCAAAUAGUAAAAAUGUUCUAGCACGUCUCGGAGAACCUGCUUCAUCAGGGAGUAAAACGCUGAGCACUGACAAAACGAAGAAUCACGAACGAGUACUGGGCAUGCUUUGGCUGACAGAAGAUGAUGAACUUGGGUAUUCCACUCAUAUGUUAGACGAGAUCGAGAAAUUAAUCAUGGAAGGUGAACGUCCAACCAAACGACAGAUGUUGAAAUGUCUGAUGGGCUUCUUCGAUCCACUGGGGUUGCUGAGUAUGCUAUUGGUCCAUGGCAAAGUGUUACUCCAAGACGUAUGGCGGGCGGGCACUCAAUGGGACCAGAAAGUAGACGGCGACAUUUUUGAGCGUUGGAAUAGAUGGAUCUGUCGUUUGCAGAGUGUCGCUGAUUUUCGUGUCCCACGAUGUUAUUUUCUGGGAGCUACGACUCAGUGUUAUAAUCAGCUCCAACUACACAUAUUUGUGGAUGCAAGUGAGGUUGCCUAUUCUGCACUGGCAUAUUUUCGGAUUAUAAACGAUCAUGGAGUUCCUCAAUGUACUUUAGUAGCUGCGAAGACGAAGGUGGCACCUCUGAAGCAGCUAUCGAUACCACGUCUUGAAUUGCAGGCGGCGGUUCUAGGUACUCGGUUGAUGCUUUUCGUAAUGGAAAGCCAUACAGUCGCUGUAACAAGGAAAUAUCUAUGGAGUGACUCCGCAACAGUACUGGCAUGGAUACGAUCAGAUCAUCGCAGGUAUAAACAAUUUGUGGCCUGCAGAAUAGGAGAGAUUCUGACCGCAUCUAACGUUGACGAAUGGAAAUGGGUGCCUUCAAAACAGAAUCCAGCGGAUCAGGCAACAAAAUGGGGGAAAAGUACUGGUCUAGAUUCUGAGAGUGUUUGGUUCCGUGGGCCUGAAUUCUUGAGACAAUCAGAAACCAACUGGCCGCAGUUUGAAAUCGGGCCAGCAGUUACGGAGGAAGAACUACGUCCUUGCCAUCUUCAUCGAACCAUGAAGACGUGGGAACCAGUGAUCGACUGCCAUCGUUUUUCGAAGUGGGAGCGGUUGUUGAGAAGUACGGCAUACGUUUGGCGCUUCAUUGCCAACCGAAAGCGAGAGCAGAAGAAAUGCGGUAUCCUAUCCAGUGAAGAGCUUCAGAAAGCAGAAAUAACCUUGCUAAGAAUGGCGCAGUGGCAGGUGUUUCCUGAUGAAAUAGCUCUAUUGGAAGAUGGUCAUCAAAACGAAGCAGGCGUCUUACGAAUGGACGGUCGAAUUGGAGCGGCAAUCCAUGCUCCCGAAGAAAUGAAGUUUCCGGUAAUUUUGCCAAGGAACCACCGAAUCACUUUGCUACUUGUGAACGAAUUCCAUCGAAGAUUCCGACACGCAAACGCAGAAACCGUAGUGAGCGAACUUCGUCAACGUUUCUAUAUACCACAAAUAAGGUCAGUCGUGAGGAAGGAAACAAAAAAUUGCCAGUGGUGUAAAAUAAGGAAUGCCACCCCAAGGAUGCCUCGAAUGGCUCCUCUACCAUCCGCUAGAUUGGCUUCAUGUGUUCGACCGUUUACCUACACAGGGUUAGAUUUCUUUGGACCAUUAAUGGUGAAGGUCGGCCGAAGUAGCGUCAAGAGAUGGAUUGCGUUAUUCACCUGUCUCACCGUUCGUGCAGUGCACGUUGAAGUUGCCCACAGCCUUUCUACAGAUUCGUGUGUGAAGUGCGUUCGACGAUUCCUGUGUCGGCGGGGAUUCCCCGCAGAAAUUUACAGUGACAAUGGGACGAACUUCCAAGGAGCGGAACGAAUAUUAAAAGAACAACUCCGAGCAGUGCACGAAGGAUUAGCAGCCACAUUUACCAGUACAACAACCAAGUGGAUAUUCAUUCCACCCGCUGCGCCUCAUAUGGGUGGGGCAUGGGAGAGAAUGGUGAGAUCCGUCAAAACCGCCAUGAUAACUGCUUAUAAUAAUGAUAGAAAACUCGACGAGGAAUCGUUGCAAACAUUCGUGAUUGAAGCUGAGUCCAUAGUAAACAGUCGACCGUUAACAUACUUGCCGUUAGAUUCCGGAGAGAGUGAAGCUCUGACUCCGAAUCAUUUGCUCUUGGGAAGCUCGACUGGUGUACGUCAACCUUCGAUACUGCCGACAGAUUCUGCAGCUGCCAUUAGGAACACAUGGAACCAGAUUCAACAUCAACUGGAUAUUUUUUGGAGAAGGUGGAUUCGGGAGUAUCUUCCCACAUUGACCAAGCGAACUAAAUGGUUCGGAGAUACUAGACCAUUGGCCGUAGGAGAUCUAGUUCUUGUGGUGGAUGAGGCAAAAAGGAAUAGCUGGGAACGUGGGCGUGUGUUGGAGAUUGUAACAGCUAGCGAUGGAAGGGUACGACAGGCUACAAUCCAAACAUUGAGAGGGCUCUUGAGAAGACCAGUGUCCAAGCUUGCGGUUCUAGAUGUUGCAUGAGGUAAAACUGCACCAGUGAGCAGUGUUACGGGGGGGAGGAUGUUGCCACUGGGAGCACUGUUUGGGAAACGAGCGAAAAAGCUCAGCAUGGAAAGCUCGAGAACCGAGAACUGUCAGCGGUACACAAACAGAAAACAAAGCGAAGGUGUAUAGCAGAAUAGCGGAGAAAUUAUUAGAUUAUUUGGAAAGUAUAGUAGAAUAGUUAGUAGAGAUUGAAAUUGAUUUGAUUAGAUAGGGAUUAUUGAGUGACUGGCACAGUAAGUACAUAUAAAUAAGAUUUGGAAGCUGACAAUAAUGAAUUGUAAUUUGAAUAGGAUUGUCAGCCGAAGCAUUGCCGUCACGUAUUUGAAUUCAAAGAUAGAAGACCGAAAAAUGUAAGAUGAAAAUGCAUAUUGUU
This is a messenger RNA of Toxorhynchites rutilus septentrionalis, 4866 nucleotides long. RefSeq lists its product as uncharacterized. Gene Ontology annotation, molecular function: nucleic acid binding. The transcript has 2 exons. Bases 12 to 4469 code for a protein of 1485 amino acids. Gene Ontology annotation, biological process: DNA integration. The record is from RefSeq and is a predicted model, not a curated record. Lineage: Eukaryota; Metazoa; Arthropoda; Insecta; Diptera; Culicidae.